CACAAACAGUGGGGACUUUGGUUAUUGGUCUGUCAUAAAUUGUAUAUAAAUCCAGCUCGUGGUAAUUCCUAAUUAGUACUUACUUUAAUCAUGAAAGUGGCAAUCGUUCUGUGUGUCGUUGUAGCCGCGGCUUUAGCUGCCCCCCAAGGAGGAACCGGUGCUCAAAUUUUGAGAUUUGAGAACGAAAACAUCGGCGUCGAUGGAUACAAAUUCGCUUAUGAAACAAGCGACCCGAUUUCCCGGUCGGAGCAAGGGACGUUGAACAACAUCGGCAGCGAUAAGGAGUCCAUCGAGGUCCACGGGGAGUACACCUACAAGCUCCCAGACGGUAAAACCCACACCGUCUCCUUCGUCGCCGACGAAAAUGGUUACAGACCAAAAACCCAAACCAGCUAGACUUUUUUGAAAAAACCGGCCCGAUUUUCGACUUCCUACUAGCCUAGUGUACAGCAGAUUACAAACAUAGCAUUUGUAAAUUUUGUAAAAAAAUUAAUAAAAAUGUACAUACUUGUUAA
Molecule: messenger RNA, 515 nt
Organism: Zophobas morio
Lineage: Eukaryota; Metazoa; Arthropoda; Insecta; Coleoptera; Tenebrionidae
Product: endocuticle structural glycoprotein SgAbd-5-like
Exons: 3
Coding region: 91-396 (101 amino acids)
Cellular component (GO): chitin-based extracellular matrix
Molecular function (GO): structural constituent of chitin-based larval cuticle
Source: RefSeq, a predicted model, not a curated record